Messenger RNA from Artibeus jamaicensis (Jamaican fruit-eating bat), 2348 nucleotides. It is a transcript of the gene TFEC, whose product is annotated as transcription factor EC. The record is from RefSeq and is a predicted model, not a curated record. The transcript is spliced from 8 exons. The coding region runs from base 211 to 1254 and encodes 347 amino acids. Gene Ontology annotation, cellular component: nucleus. Lineage: Eukaryota; Metazoa; Chordata; Mammalia; Chiroptera; Phyllostomidae. Gene Ontology annotation, biological process: regulation of transcription by RNA polymerase II. Gene Ontology annotation, molecular function: RNA polymerase II cis-regulatory region sequence-specific DNA binding; DNA-binding transcription factor activity, RNA polymerase II-specific; protein dimerization activity.
UGGCUGCCACUGUUUGGGGGAUGACUAGGACCAGUAUCCCUGAGGCUACUCUCUCUGCUGUCUCCCCAAAGCUUCCAUCCCCAGUCUCUCCUCAGGCUUUUCCAGCCCACUCUGUUCCUGCCUUUGCCAGAACCUCAGGUUGCCCAAUAUCUGGAAACUCCUGGGAGGACUCACGUACAGCAAGUCCAGAGACAGAAAGUAAAACCCUUCAUGACCCUUGACCACCCGAUUGUCAACCAGACUUUUAAACAGUCCAACCCUCCGAUACAAAGAAGUGUGCUUGUGGCACAUCCUGGACACUUAUCUCCUAAGAGUGACACUGUCCUGGCUGGAGAUCCACUCACCAAAUUGCUAACUCUUGGGAAAGAAGAUGACAAUGUGGAAUGGCAUAUGGAAGAUGCUGUUGAGGAUAUAAGCAGUAUGGAAUCAAGUUUUAAAGAGGAAGAAACAGACUCUCUUCUGCUAAUGCAAAGAAAAUUAUCUGGCAGUAUUUUGGAUGUGUAUAGUAGCGAGCAGGAAAUUUCAUCAGUUAAUAUGGGACUUACUAGUGCUUCCUGUCCAAGGAGUCUAUCAGUGAAAAGAGAAAUUACAGAAACUGAUACUCGAGCUUUAACAAAAGAGAGACAAAAAAAGGACAACCACAACCUCAUUGAAAGAAGAAGAAGGUAUAAUAUUAAUUACCAAAUCAAGGAGCUUGGUACUCUUAUUCCAAAGACUAAUGAUCCUGAUAUGCGCUGGAACAAAGGAACCAUUCUAAAAGCAUCAGUGGAGUACAUCAAGUGGCUACAAAAAGAACAACAGAGAGCUCGAGAAUUAGAACACAGACAGAAGAAAUUAGAGCAGGCUAACAGGCGGCUUCUACUCCGGAUUCAGGAACUAGAAAUACAGGCUCGUGUUCAUGGUCUGCCAACCCUGGUUUCACUGGACCGAGUUGAUUUAGGUGCUCAUGUCACCAAAGAACAGACCCAUCUUGAACAGAAUUCAGUAGACUAUUGUCAACAACUGACUCUGUCUCAGGGAACAAGCCCCGAACUCUGUGAUCAAGCUAUGGCUUUCUCUGAUCCUUUGUCACACUUCACAGAUUUAUCAUUCAGUGCUGCUUUGAAAGAGGAACAAAGAUUGGAUGAUAUGCUACUGGAUGAUACAAUAUCUCAUUUAGGAACAGAUCCUCUGCUAUCUGCCACUUCCUCUGCAGUUUCCAAAGAGAGCAGUAGGAGAAGCUGUUUUAGCUCAGAUGAUGGUGAUGAAUUAUAAGAAGUAAACACAGUCCACUCAUCAACUAGGAAACAAUUGUAUUCUGGUGCUAUGCAAUUAUAGUCUGUGUUUCAUGUGUUGCUUUGGCUUCAUUUUUUGAAAAGAAUAUAUUGUUCACGAAAAACUUGAGGAUUAAAAACAACAGUAGAAUAAAUUCAAAGAAGAAGAAAUAUGGUAUUGAGGAAUUACUGAAGGCUAAAACAUAUUUUUCCUCUUUGACUAUGGAACCUAAAUCUACUCAAAUUUUGUUUUCUAGAAAGAGGUGCAAAAUAAGAAAUAGCUCUUUACUGGAUGUACUAUUGUAACUAACAGACUGCAAAGGGUAAACCUCUGAAAUAUACAAACAUUUUCUUAGUUACUCAUUUCCAACUCCUUCCUAUUCAACUCAAAACGGUUUGCAAGAAUCUUGAUCAAUAGAUUUGGAAGUUCAUUUCCUUUCUCUACCACCUGGUUACCAUGUUGUUUAAAGUUCCACCUUCUAAGAAAGUAAUUACAUAGAUUAUCUAUCAGUUGUUCAUAAUUGAAGUGAAUCCACAAUAAACAUUAAAAUUUUUCAAAAUAAUACUAGUUCCUAAAAUUCAUAUGAACUGGUUUCUAAAAUUAUAUCUUAAUUUUGCUAGUCUGUUUAAUGACACACAUUCUAAAAGUUUCUUUGCAUAUUUAUGGAAAUAUGCCUUGUUCAGAAUAACCUUUCUCAAGAAUAUGGAUUAGAAUUUUAUGCCUUCACACAGAUAUACCCCCCCACACAUGCAUACAAUGCAGGUAAUGUGGUUUUUUUCUUUCACUCUUCUGAUUUUUUAUUUUUCAUCAGAAAUCACAUUCUAAAUUAACAUUUUUAAUCAAGAAGAGAUUUUGGGGAAUCAAUUUCAGCAAAUGAACUAUUUUUUUAAAAAAUCUUGCUACUAUGACAAUGUGUCAGCUAUUUAAAACUUAUCACUAUGUCCACUAUUGAAUGUAAAAUAAUUAGUUGUCAAUACAGUCUCACUUCAGAUUGCCAAAAUGUUGAGAAUUGUAUUGCCAAGUGACAAAAUAAUUUGUGAAACAGAAGCUCUUAUUACAUCCAGCUUUGAAUUAAAGUUCUUUUCUCAUAAGUA